Messenger RNA from Pantherophis guttatus, 7549 nucleotides. RefSeq names its product solute carrier organic anion transporter family member 5A1 (gene SLCO5A1). The record is from RefSeq and is a predicted model, not a curated record. Lineage: Eukaryota; Metazoa; Chordata; Lepidosauria; Squamata; Colubridae. Gene Ontology annotation, cellular component: basolateral plasma membrane. Gene Ontology annotation, biological process: sodium-independent organic anion transport; transmembrane transport. Gene Ontology annotation, molecular function: protein binding.
CCGGCCGGGCUCGCGUGUGAGGGGGGGGGGUGGGGGAGGUUGACGUCGAGAUCGUUAUCUGCAUCUGGGAACCACCCAGCCGGAGCCGGCGGAUCCGGCCGCUCGCCUCCCGCUCCGCUUCUCUUGCGAGACGUGCAACCGAGCUGACCUCAGGGAGCAGCAGCUGGGAACUACUACUGUGAGAAGACAAAAGCAGCAUGCUGACCUUCUGUGCAUGAUUUCUCUCCCCCUCCCUCUGCAUUGAUAGACAUGCCAUCUGAAGACUUUAACGCGGAAACAGGAAUAGUACAUCUUCAGAAUCUACAGUCUUAUUGCCAAUGAUGCAGGCAGUCAAGGACCCUCAUCUAGAAUGGCAGGGCAUCAUUAGGAGCCAUGUGGGAAUGAGUCUGCUGAGGGGGAGUGGUCCAGUUCACUUUGUUUAAAGGUCAGCUGCUGGCAGAAAAGGGCAGUGUUAAGAAGUAUGGAACUACAAUAAAAUCUGCUGGACAUGUGCUCUCAUGUGUUCAUGUAACGGUGUUGAAUUGUAGGGUCUCUUUUUUUCCAGAGUGGCUUGGAGAGAUCUGGAAAGCCAUAGAGGAUGAUUGUUCUUGGGCUGAAAAAAGCAUAAAUUUGACCAAGGUCAUGCAUAUAACAGAGAAUUAGUAAUUCAGCCUAAACCAAGCUUGCUCUCAGCAUGCUUUUAUCAGGAAUAAUAAAGCACCAGCAUCCAAACUCUCUUGGAGAGGAGCAACUAGAAAAACAAGAUAAGAAUUCUCGGUCCAAAAGCUUGCCAGUUCUGAAUGGGUCUGUUCCGCAGAUUAAUACCACACAAAGUGCUCUCAUCGCAGCCAAAAAGAACUUCUUACAGAGUUUGCAGGGGGACUCUGAUCAGAGGUGUGGCCUUGACCCUGAUAUAUCAGCACAUCACAGUAAUGCUACUGCUACUUCUUCCAAGACAGUGUUGUCUUUUACACCCUCCAGCUUUUCGAGAAUGGGGAAUUUCACUGAAAGAAAUAAUUGCAACAACUCUCCUAGAUUAAGUAAUGGUGUGUCACCAGCUUCCACACUGCUAGUAAUGCCUGGUAGAAAAUAUCUUGCUAUAGUAUUGACAGACUCUCGAUUCUUUUUGAUAUGUAUGUGUUUCCUGACUUUCAUUCAGUCACUAAUGGUCUCUGGUUACCUGAGUAGUGUUAUCACGACCAUUGAGAGAAGAUAUAGCCUGAAAAGCUCUGAAUCUGGGCUAUUGGUCAGCUGCUUUGAUAUUGGCAGUCUUUUAGUAGUGGUUUUCAUCAGUUAUUUUGGUGGGCAAGGGCGAAGGCCUCUGUGGCUUGCUGUUGGGGGGUUAUUUAUUGCUCUUGGGGCUGCCAUAUUUUCUUUACCUCAUUUCAUCUCUGCACCAUAUCAAAUCCAGGAAUUAAACUCCUCUGUUUCUAAUGAUGGCUUGUGUUUGACUGGAAAUAAUUCAAUGAAAGGGCACCUGGAAUCGCCAGGCUGUAUGAAGAAUUCACGUGGAAAUGGCCACUCGCUCUAUGUAGCUUUGUUUAUUUGUGCCCAAAUUCUCAUUGGAAUGGGCUCCACACCUAUCUACACUCUAGGACCAACCUACUUGGAUGACAAUGUCAAGAAAGAAAACUCAUCACUCUAUCUAGCUAUCAUGUAUGUAAUGGGAGCUCUUGGUCCUGCAGCAGGAUAUUUAUUAGGAGGAGUUCUUAUUGGAUUUUAUGUACAUCCUACAAGUACUGUUCAGAUUGAUCAAAGUGACCCACGGUUCAUUGGUAACUGGUGGAGUGGAUUCCUUAUUUGUGCUAGUGUGAUGCUUCUUGUUAUACUUCCAAUGUUUGCUUUUCCCAAAAAACUCCCACCUCGACAUAAGAAAAAGAAAAAAAAGAUGCACUCUGAUAGUGUUUCAGGUGAUGAUGAUGAUAUUGUGAAAGAAAAAGUGAAUCGCAAAAAUGAGCUAGAACCGGAAAUUCCUACAUCAAUGGGCUUUGGAAAGAAUGUUAAAGAACUCCCAAGAGCAGCUUUCAGGAUCUUAAGCAACAUGACAUUCCUUUUUGUGAGUUUGUCAUACACAGCUGAAUGUGCCAUUGUUACUGCUUUUAUUACCUUUAUUCCCAAAUUCAUUGAGUCACAGUUUGGCAUCCCAGCUUCCAAUGCCAGCAUCUACACUGGUGUGAUUAUUGUUCCAAGUGCUGGCGUUGGAAUUGUCUUAGGAGGUUACAUUAUAAAAAAGCUGAAACUUGGUGCAAGAGAAUCUGCAAAACUAGCAAUGAUUUGCAGUGGAGUAUCUCUGUUAUGCUUUUCAACACUCUUCAUAGUUGGAUGUGAAAGUAUUAAUCUAGGAGGUAUAAAUAUACCAUAUACCACGGGACCUACUCUCACCAUGGCACAUAGGAAUCUGACUGGAAGCUGUAAUGUUAAUUGUGGCUGCAAAAUCCAUGAAUAUAAACCUGUGUGUGGAUCAGAUGGGAUCACAUAUUUUAACCCUUGUCUUGCUGGUUGCAUUACCAGUGGAAAUUAUAGCACAGGAAUAAGAAAUUACACAGAUUGUGCCUGUGUCCAAAGCCGGCAAGUUAUCACACCACCCACAGUUGGACAGCGUAGCCAGCUAAGAGUAGUGAUCGUCAAAACAUAUCUCAAUGAGAAUGGCUAUGCUGUAUCAGGAAAGUGUGAUAGAACCUGCAACACACUCAUCCCUUUCCUCAUUUUUCUCUUCAUAGUAACACUUAUCACAGCAUGUGCCCAACCAUCAGCAAUCAUAGUUACUCUCAGGUCUGUGGAAAAGGGUGAGAGGCCUUUUGCUCUUGGCAUGCAAUUUGUUUUAUUAAGAACUCUUGCAUACAUUCCUACCCCAAUUUAUUUUGGUGCCGUCAUUGAUACUACCUGCAUGCUGUGGCAACAGGAAUGUGGUGUUCAAGGCUCAUGUUGGGAAUACGAUGUGACGUCAUUUCGUUUUGUGUACUUUGGUCUGGCAGCUGGUCUCAAAUUUGUUGGCUUCCUAUUCAUUUUUCUUGCUUGGUACACCAUUAAGUAUAAAGAAAAUAAGCAGCAAAGGCAGAUGUGGGAAGAUGCUCCUGUCAGCACUGUGAGCGAAGUGAUGUGUAACAAAGUUGCUCAGCAAAACUAUGCAAGGACUAGAUCCUGCCCCACUUUUAGCUCUCAAGGUGACCGUGGUAACAAUGUCAAUCUAACAACAACAAUGCAUUACACAGCACAAACCUAUCCUGGCCCCCUUACAAUAGAAGCAAUAACUACAUCAGUUGAGAAGCCUUCACAAGAAGUCACUUCUGAAAUAGAGGGGCCCUUGCAGUAACUUCAGAUUAUUAUUUAUUUGUACAUAUUAAGUUUGGGGCCUUUUGAAACGCCUGUGCCUUCUUUUUCCUAAUAAGAUAUGCCACUGAUAUUAAACCAGAACAGCUUAAUGCAUAGAGCCAUGGCAUAUCUGAGGGCUGGUUACCUCCAAACAGCUUAGAUAGGUCUUUCUUCUUUUUAGGAACUGGAAUGUUAAAAUAGGUUUGCAAGUCCUUUAAGUAUGUCUAUUCAAGUUGCAUGUUCCAGGCAAAUGCUAAUAGAUUCUCUACUGUGAAAAUCAGUUCUGAUAGAAAUGGAUGCCACUGGUGAAGAUAAAGCAACCCUGGUUCUUGAACUAGGGGAGAACAAGUAAUUAUUUUUAAUUCUAUUUCAAAGCACAACUUAGCUAUGCAAUGUGAACUGGAUAAUUUGGUUCUGUGUAUUUUUAAAUCAAAAUUUUCAAUCAUCUGACUUGGGAAAGAGGCUAUUGAAGUAAUAAAAUAACCAAUUAAACAUUUUAUUUUAAGAGAUAAAACAAUCUUAAGACAAAUCAAUAACAGGAUGAGUUAUUGAUAAUAUGAUAUGAUAUAUCAUAUCAUAUGAUAUGAUUUAUUUUAAUAUGAUAGUGUAUUUUUCAUUUUAAUUGUGAAUUUAUAACUCAUUAGUGAUUUCAGUACUAUUUUGUAAUAACCUUAAAGCAUAACAAAUUUACUGGUUUGUAUUUGCAUAUUUUUGCAAGAAGGAACAAUCAGCUGCAGAACUCCUAUUGAGUUCAUCAAAUCCAAACUUAAGGUUACUUUUGUUUCUGGUCAUUAACCUUGAUAGUGUGGCAAACUGAGAUGACUCUAGUAUCUAAUCCUCUGCUGAUAUGGUACAGUGGUUAUUUGUUCUGACACAUGGCCCAGAUUGCUGUUUACAUACCUCAUCAUGCCCUAAAUAUCAAUCUGAGCAUAUGCUGGUACAGUCAAAUGAUUGUUUUGCCAAGUUGUCUGUUUUUAGGUUCCUACUGUUUCUUGACGGAGAAUUACAGGUCUUAACAAUCCAGUUGGUAUUAAAGGCUUGUACAGACCUGCUUAUAUUUCAGCAUUUGGCAUCUACUAUAUUUAUUUAGCUUUGUCAGCAAUAGAAAUUGUCUUGGGCAUCCUGAUCUGAUCACCACUUUUUCAUUACUGGAAAAAAAAGGGUUGUGUUUAUAGAUGCCAAUAUCUGGAGCACCUGAGACUGAAAUGCAACCUAUAAUACUCAGUUGUGCAAGUGGUUUAUCCUGCCACUAGGGAUUUUUAAUGCAAAAGAUCUACCGGCUAGAGUGGAACAUUUGCAAGGUAAGUGGAUGCUUAUAGAUUUCCCAUCCUGCCAUCUGUCCAUUCAAAAUUAUACAUUUUAACUGUUUUUUCAUAUUGUUAGCCCUCUUGUUCUUCUUGGGUGAGGAGGAGUAGGAGUUAUGAAGAGACAAAUGGCAAGAAGAAUAAAGAUUCCACAGUUAUUGCUUUUUGCACUUGCCAGAAUUAUUUCAUCUUUUUUAAAAAAAAAAUAUGUUAAGGGAAAAAUGCCAUCGAGGCUUUCAUAUUGCUAAAAUCAAAAGUACAAGUUAGCUUUCCAUUUCAUAGAUAUGCUAAUACACUUUAAAAGAGUGAGAUACAUAGGCAAUACUCAGGGGUGUAUUCCUGAUGAGGUCACAAAAGCCUUGUUCAGAUCUGUUUUGGAAACGCUAUGUCUCAUGCAAUUGAACUGUUCUAUUUUUGAAUCUAAAAUAUUUUGUUACAUUCUGUUGUCUGAUUCCGAGACUAAAGGGAUCUCUUAAGUCACACAUUGAAGAGCAGUUCCCUAGGCAGGACCAAUUUGAUGUUCAGGGUAAAUUCAAAAAGAGCUUCUGAAAAGUGGCUUUCCAAAAGUUGAAAUGAGAAUAUGGUCAGCUCCCAAGGCCUUCUGCACCCCUCAAAUCUUUAGAGUGGUAAUCCAAUGAGAGGAAAUGCUUAUUAGUAGGGAAUAAAAAGUGAAAUAUUUCAUAAUAAGCAAUGAGUAUGCAAUCAAAGCUCAAUUGCUAAGGCCCUAUAGACUGUACAUAGGGAAUAGUUGAUGGAGGAAUUUGAGGUGUGGGGAGACACCUCCUUUAUCAGAUUGUGUUCUAAGUUUUUAAAGGCAUCAGCCUAUCUGAACUAGGCCUAUGAGUGUCAUUGCGUUCUGAGGAAAAUUGAUGCCAUGAAUUGAACAUGUAUACUGUUAGCUUGCUAUGGUAGUUGAAUGGCCAGUUGCUCUCUUCUCAGACAUACAUCUUCCAAGCACUGUGCAUGUCUAUGUUUUUUCAUUUUGAGCUAUGUCACUGCAAUAGCUUAAAAGGAGGUUUAGCCAUGCUCUGCUUCCUAACUUAGGUAUUACAUUUUUUUAAGCUGUGGAAGAGAAACUAGACAGCAUGCACCAAUGUAAUACUUCAACUUAUAACUGAAGAAUUUUGUUAUCUCUUUGUUCCAUCCUAGAAUAAGUGUUAAAUCUUUUCAUAGUGUAAAUAAUGUACAUGGAUGUAGAUUGCCAUAAAUACUAAUAUAUGUUUAUUAAUAUAGUACUAAGAUUAUUUAUGCAAACCUACCAUUGCCUCAAAAGUGUCAGUAUUGAUUGCAUACUUGAAAUUUGGAAGUAGACAGUUUAUCCAAUUUGUUGGCUAGUUGUAGUCUACCAAGAGAAAGUAAAGAGAGAACUCAAAAGUGAGGAGCACAGAGAACUGCUUGGGCCUGAAGGGGACCAGUGCUCAUGUUUGCUUAAAUAGAAGUACAGUUCUCUGAAUGUACCUUAGUGUAAUGUAAGGUCUUAACUUGCACUGACAGCUUUACUCCUAUUAUAGCAAAUAUGAGUAUAGCUCCUUUUCAGACCUGCUUUCUGUAUCUAUGGAGAUAGGAAACAGGUGGGCCUAGUUUUGAGCUCACCAUGUAUUGUGGCAAACUUUUGAAUGGAGCUUCUACAUAUACGUAUCAGUUCAUUAUGUCAUUUAAGCAUUGGUACUGUUCUGGUUUUUUUGCAAUGUAGUCAUAAAAUGGAGAGUGCCCUAGAGAGUGCAGUUGUCCCAAAGUCUUUUUUAAAGUAUUGUUAGUGUACCAGAAAAUGUACAUUGGUCCUCUAAUGUAAAUGAGCAACCCUAUGGAUCAGCUUUGAACUGAUUCAACUGGUGCUAAUGGGAUAAAAGAAUUCCCUCGAGGCUGAAAAAUACUUCAAAUAGCUGCUCAGGUGCUUAUCUUGCAGGACUAUCAGCUUAAUGGUAAGUUUGCAAUAUACUCUUGCUCCACAAAUAUUCAUGAGGCAGCACAACUUUGAACUAGUUUAGGUAUUUUAACUGAAAGAACUGGCUCUCAUUUGUCAACUGGAAAUCUUUAACUGUUGAAUCUGGAAAACAAUUUUCUGGCAGAGCAUAGCGAUAGCCAAAGAAUGGUGAUCCGGUGUCCUGCCAAAGUUUGCUAAUUGUUUUACUUUUAGCUAUAGUGGCUUGGAAGUCUAGGAAUCAAAAUUUGGUGCAGCUAAGGAGCAGCUUAGUAGAGCUGCUUAGAGGUUUUGUUCUACAGGUAUUAUGACCAGUGUUUCAGACUAUGGUACCUGUUAAAUGAACACAAAAUGUACAAUAGAUAACCCUUGAUUACUCCCAGAUUAUCAUCUCCCUCAGUCAUUUGGUUAGUACGGAACUGUGGUGGCAAAGACAAAAGAAUUGUGUCCUUUGAUUUUUGAACUUUAAAAAUAAACUUUCAGAACAGAACUGUUAGCCAAAACCAUGUGUAAUUAAAAAUACACUGCAUGUUGAAGAAUCUAAAAAAAAUACUGUUCCAAAAGAAUCCAGGGUUGAACUUAAUAUUCUUAAAUAUGCAAUUUUGAAUCAUUACUUUUUUAUACUUCACACACUCCCCCCAUUAAUAUAUAGACAAGACUGUAUAUUUUUUUCCAUUGAUUUCAGGAAAAUAGCAGUAUGUUGCAUAUUGUAUUUUGUUUUAACCUAAUAUACCUGAAAGAGGGAAAAUAUUAUUAAUCAAGGGGCAGACUAGUUAAAAUGUUAGUUUUGAUAAAUGUUUUUAAGUGUGUCAGUCAGGAAACUAUAAAUUGCAUCUGUAAAAACAAAAUGGGGAUUUGUGGACUGUUCCUUUUUUUUAGUGAAGAUUUGAACUAAUAUUUAUCUCUUAAGACCAGUUUUCAAACUCUUACGUACAAGCUUGUGUAAAACUUUAUGGACAAUAUGUGUAAAUAGCUGUUUGCAAAUGAACCUUCAGUACUUGGCAUUUUGAAAUAAAAAUGACUUUUUAACUUC